AUGGCCGAUUCUUCGCAUGCUCACUCCCAGCAGAUGUCACCAGCCGAUGCCGGCAGCGACUCUCAGGACACCAACAAUCAAGGGCAUGUCUUCCAACCUCCUCAACCGUUAUCGCAGCCGGCUACGGUUGGCAUUGCUACAGAACCCACGCAGGCCUUUUAUUAUCCGCCACAACAAUAUGGCUCGGUAACCGACCCUGCCACUGUUAUCUCGCCACAGCAGUAUUACUAUGCACAACAGGCGAGCCAAGUGGGAAAUUCGUCGGUGGACGAUCAGCAAGUCUACUAUGUACCGCAACUACUACAGCAGCCUGGUUGGACGGCCGAUCCCACUGCAAACAACUUCUACUGGCAACAACAAUUGCCGAAUCCUAAUCAUGCCGCCUAUUCCCAAUACACGCCCGCCCACAACCAACAUCCGGCGCCCGACUCCAUUCAAGAGGCGCAGAGCCCAGAUCUGCAGUUGAAGCAACCGCCCCUUCUCUCAUCAGAGGAGGUCACCACUCGGCACAUGUCUUCGCCACAAGCUGUUCCCCAGCCAGGCGCGAAGAACGACAUGAAGAAGUGGAAACGAUUCUGGCCUCGCUCCAAGGAUUAUAUGCAACAGUUCCAAGACAACCUGAAAGACAAGUUCAGCGGCAAUUCAGGGCACAGGGGUUUCCGUCAGAUCUAUUUACCCACUACACGGAUGAAUAACCAGGACAGUGACACCGAUGCCGGGCCUACCGGCGAGAGCAAGGUCGUGUAUCGUAUUGGAACCGCCGAGGCCGAGGAUAUUGAUGACCUUGGAAAGGUACACAAGGUUGAUGGCAAGCUCACCUACCUCAACCAGUUUCACCAACGCACUCGCAAGUUCCUGGAUGUGGCCGUUUACCUAAGUCCAACCCGCUCUACUCCUCGAAGACUGAUAGUUCAGGCAACUGAUCAUGUCAUCAAGACCCGAUUGGACAGAGGCGACUGGAUCAGGACCAAGGUCAGGGGCAGCGUGCCUCUUGUCCUUGCAAUGUCCGAAUGGGCAUUGUCUCCUUUUCAAACCCAAGGGUUUUGGUCAAAGACAAAGGGCACCUGCCGUCUAUUUGUCGUCGCCAUUCCUGUGCAGAUUUUGCUUGCCCUUCCUUUCCUCGGUAACUACAAUGAAGACGAUAAGGUGACCGACACAUAUACUGACUACCCCGGGUACUACUGGGAAUGGCCCAAGUACGCUGUCAACGAGCUGGACAUGUCUCCUGCUGCUCUCGAGAAACAUAGUGAGGGCUACAAAAAGUCACUUAGUGUUGCAAAGCGUGCGGCACGGCCCCGGCUGUUGUAUGCCAAAGUGAACGGCGAAUGGAAGACUAUCCAGGGCGAUAGCUUCGAAAAUUGUACGCGGCGAUAUAUAUUCAUCAGCUACAUGUGGAAUAUGUUUCCAAACGCAGAUGGUGCAGAAAAAGCUCAUGAACUGGCGCGGAGCAUUGCCGAGCACGAGCGCUUUGACGCCUACUGGAUGGACCGUGAGCUUGUUAAUGGGGAUUCGCCAGCUGAGACCGAUUACGAUGUCUACACACUUUGUGACACUGUCCGAGGAUCGGCCAAGGUGUGCCUCAUGAUGGACAAGGAUGGAACGACACAGCGUCUUGACUGGGGCAGUCGCAUGUGGACGCUGAUGGAGGGUCUGCUCGCCCCUGGAGAUUACAUAACUUACUGCUUUCGGGAUGCAGAGGGUCAACUUGUCACCAGAAACAUUGGAAAGAUUGAAAUGACAGCCUCGUUCUGGCGUGUACACGAGAGCGAAUAUACGGACGACAAGGAGGCUGUUCGUAUAUUGGCAGAGCACUAUGCCAACGUGCUGACACUUUCUCGCCUGGAGCUGCUUCCAGCGACGAUUACAGCGCUGAGUACCAAGAAACGCGCGGAGUUUACCGGCUCAGAUCUUGCCUACGCCGUCAUGGGCUUUCUUCACUACCGGAUCGAGCGCCAUAAGGAGACAACCGUGUUCCAAAACCUUGCUCGCCUCUCGCUUGGCAAUGAUAGUGAUGAGCUGGUCGAGAGGAUGCUUUGCUUACUUCCAAAGCCGUCAAACAAAGACAUUUUCGAGACUCUGUCUGAACGUGAUGAGUAUGGAACCUUCCUCCACCACAUCACACCGCAAUGUCAAGUGGUGGGUGUAGCGCACGAGGACGAGACUGUUAUCCUGGACUCUUGCCGUGCAAUCCACAUCCGAUGGAAGGACUUUCCCCGAGCGACUGUUCAACGCGAUGUGGGAUUGGGAAAGAUGCUCGCGGUAUUCUUCCUGGCGUUCGGCAUUUGGUGGUUAAUGUUUGGUAUCGAAAUGUCACUGGCCUACAUCCCAUACUUCGCCGGCUUUGUUGACCUAGCCGCCGACGGCAAGUCAGAUGUCGGUUGGGUUGUUGCUGGCUUCCUCUUCGUGGGCCUGUUGCUCUCUGCCCCUUCACCAUUUUCGGUCCGACGGCUCUUUGGCGGUACCGUGCUGAAGAGCACCCCAAAUUUGGUGGGAUUCGAAGGAGUCAUGCCUAUAGCGCAACUGGAAAAGAUCGUCUUUGGAAAUGCGGAGGGCCGACUUACUUAUGCGCCGCGAGGCAAGGAACCUUUGUGGAUCGACAACCCAGACUCUGCCCUUGAUGAUCUCAAAGCCAAGAAGCUGUUGCCGUCAGACAGACACCAGCUCUUCACUCUUGUUGAUAUGGGCGAGCUUACGGUCACUAUCUUUGCGGCAGAGAGGCCACCGACUGUAGCUCUCCUCUGUGGCAGGGAAGGCGGCAUGCUCCGUGCAGUCCUUUGCAGCUGGCGAUUUGAGACGGAUUGCUUGUACAGGGAGACAGUGGUAAGGAUGCCCACGCGGGUCUGGGAGGUAGCCGAGCCCAAGGGCUGGUUGAAGCUGUGUCUACGAUCUCAAGACGAUUACAGACACAGGGAGGCUCUCAUGAAACAAUAA
Molecule: messenger RNA, 2931 nt
Organism: Neurospora hispaniola
Lineage: Eukaryota; Fungi; Ascomycota; Sordariomycetes; Sordariales; Sordariaceae
Exons: 2
Coding region: 1-2931 (976 amino acids)
Source: RefSeq, a predicted model, not a curated record